AUGACACAGGCCAACGUCCCUGCAACAGACCCGGCUGUUUAUGCCCAGUACCGGGCUAAAUGGUCUGUUCUUCCUGACACUGCGGACGCAUGGUUGGCGCGCGCACGCGAGGUCGCAGAAGUUCUGGCCCAGGAUGCGGCGCAACGAGAUCAAGAAAACAAGUCUCCUCGCGCUGAGGUGGCACUGCUCAAGCACUCGGGCCUACUGAAGCUGCUUGGGCCUAAGAAGUAUGGUGGAGGAGAACAGCCUUGGGCUGUUGGAUAUAAAGUUAUUCGGGAGGUUGCAAAGGCAGAUGGGUCCAUUGGUAUGCUGCUGGGUUACCAUCUCCUGUGGUCCACCACCGCCAGUAUCGUUGGAACUCCCGAACAAGCCGAGCGAACCCAUGAACUGAUCCUCUCAAACAACUACUUUGUGGGUGGCGCUGUGAAUCCUCGUGACAACGACCUCAAGAUUACUUCUGACGGAGACCACAUCGUGUUCAAUGGGUCUAAACACUUCAACACCGGAGGUGUGGUAUCUGAUCUCACCGUUCUGGAGGGUGUCCUCGAAGGAACUGAUGGUCAUAUCUUCGCGUUGGUUCCUACCGAGCAGCCUGGUAUCCAGUUUGCCUAUAAUUGGCACAACAUUGGCCUGCGCUUGACGGAGUCCGGUGGCGUCAAGAUUGAGAAUAUUCGUGUGCCAUGGGCUGACGCGCUGGGUUGGGAUGAGUCUAGCAAGACGCCUCGUGAGGAUAUUCUGCUUAUUCCUUUUGCCAGCCUGCUUCUGCCAACCAUCCAACUCGUCUUCAGCAAUUUCUACCUGGGUAUUGCUAUCGGCGCAUUGGAAUUUGCUGCCAAGUAUACUGCAACCUCGACCCGGGCGUGGCCCUUUGGAGGUGAUAACAAGGAGUCCCCGACAGACGAGUUCUACAUCCUCGAGCGCUACGGCAACUUCUUUGCGCAUCUCCGAGGUGCUGAAGCUCUAGCUGAUCGUGCCGGUGACCAAAUUACCGCUUUAUAUAACCGAUACUCGGAUAAUAGGUCUGGUCUUACUGCGGACGAGCGAGGUGAAGUUGCCGAAUGGAUUGUCAGCGUCAAGGUGGUCACCACGGACGUUGGGCUUCGAGUCACGUCGGGAAUCUUCGAGGUGACUGGUGCGCGGGCUACUGCAUUGAAAGUCGGACUGGAUCGAUUUUGGCGCGACAUCCGCACUCAUACUCUCCAUGACCCGGUGGCGUAUAAGAACCGCGAACUUGGGCGGUUUGUGCUCCUGCAGGAAUACCCCGCUCCAACGUGGUAUACGUAG
Penicillium daleae is the source of this 1284-nucleotide messenger RNA. Its product is annotated as thermophilic desulfurizing enzyme family protein. Gene Ontology annotation, molecular function: 3-methylbutanoyl-CoA dehydrogenase activity; flavin adenine dinucleotide binding. Lineage: Eukaryota; Fungi; Ascomycota; Eurotiomycetes; Eurotiales; Aspergillaceae. The record is from RefSeq and is a predicted model, not a curated record. Gene Ontology annotation, biological process: L-leucine catabolic process. Bases 1 to 1284 code for a protein of 427 amino acids. The transcript has 3 exons.